Molecule: messenger RNA, 2325 nt
Organism: Trypanosoma rangeli
Lineage: Eukaryota; Euglenozoa; Kinetoplastea; Trypanosomatida; Trypanosomatidae
Exons: 1
Coding region: 1-2325 (774 amino acids)
Source: RefSeq, a predicted model, not a curated record
AUGUCCGCAGGGUGCCUUUCACUCCUGUUGUUGUGGAGUUCCUUCAUCAUCAACGUGCCACUACCUAAGUUUUCUUAUGAUACGGAUGUAUUUGGUGUGCCUACGACGGUGAGUAACAUUUCAUGUUCGGAGAUUCGAGUUGCUGCUACAAGUAUCACAUCAAAUUCAAAUUCAUUUUCCGUGGUGGCACCAGAUCUGUAUUCCGUCAAAUGCGGUUUUGACUUGGAUGGGGUGGACGCCCGUAUAUUGAUUGGUGUGCAGAUACAACCCCUGGAGAUCGAAGUUAGAAAGUCUGUGGACGAUACAUGUUACAGCACCGGUGCCACCUUGAAUAAAUGCAUUGCCAAUUUCACACUCACGAGCUUUGAGACGCAGCCACCGAGCCCAUUAACGGAUCUUUUGGAAUUUUUCAAACAGACGGUUGAGGAGAAGUUGUCAGGGGCAAUCUGUAAUACAGUUUUACCUAACUUUGUGAAUGGGCUGAAAAAUCGAACAAUCGACCCGCCUACACCGCCUCCGCCUCUGGUUGAAGGGGCCACACCGCUGGAAAGUCUGCCAUUGGUUCGUGCCGUCGUGAGAGCUGCUAACAAGCUUCCUCCUUUCAGUGACAUGCAGGUUGAUGCCUCACUUCAUGCAAGUACGACAUUGCGCUUGGGGUUGACAUUUCUUCGCGGCGUUCACCUAAAACUUGACAGUUCAGUUGCAUUGGAGAAGUAUUUCGUAGAAGUGAUGAACUUGUAUCCUCUACGUGAUAUUCCUGAGCUUUCAAAUCUUGUUAAGCAUAUGCCUGUUAUUGAGAAAGAGUUUUUUGGGCUAAACAUUCCGCAAACCUUCAGCGUCUCCGUGGAACUCGUGGUUAAUGAUUUGAGGUGUAACAAGGACGGUCUGAAAUGCAGUGUGCCAAUUUCUAACGGUAUCCAAAUUCAAAAUUUCCGCGUGAAAAACCUUGCUGAAUAUGACCACAUUUUGAUGGAUAGCGUGGGUUUGCUUUUACAAUUUUUGAAUACAAAGAUUGGGGAAAUGUUGCGCCAUGGGGUUGUUAGUGGUUCCCGUGUCAUUAUUCCAGAUAUUAAGAAAAGCGACUCUGAAGGUACACCAUCAGUUGGACUUUUGGUGGGCAUGGUCGUUGUGGGUGUGAUACUUAUUGUGGCAACUGUUCCCCUGAGUAUAUGGCGUUACCGUCGAAAUGUGGUAACUACACGGGAAGGCGACCCCAUUUCAUUGAAACGUGUGUUAUUGGAAGAUGUUGCCUUGAUGUUUAUGACGGUUCUCGCGGCUUUUGGCUUUACUUGGUCUAACGCCACUCCUGCGGCCAGUUUGGUUUUGGGUGAAGAAUUUCCAUUGAUGAGUUUCUCACUUAUGGAGUCUACAAAAAAUAUGUAUCAUGCAGGUGUGUAUGUGUUUGCAGUUCUUGUUUUUCUUUUUAGCGGUGUAUACCCAUACAUCAAGUUGGUGGUCAUUGUCAUAUGCACAUUAUUCCUACAACAACCUGACCUGUUGAUCUUGAAGCUGAUUGAAUACUUUGGUAAAUUCUCGUUCCUCGAUUCAUGUGCUAUGAUUCUUAUGAUCUCAGGACUGCAGCUGCAUAGCGUCGUCUCGGUGGAGGUUCAUGCUGGUUUUUACUUUUUCCUCGCGGCAACGACACUUUCCAUUUUUAUUGGUAACUAUGCGACUACCAUCUGGCGUCGGCACACUUCACUUCGUAAAAACGCAACGCCGAAAGGAGCAAUUACGUACGAUGGGGCUGAAGCACAAAACAAUGUGAGCGAGGAAGACAAGCAAAAUAAUUGGUGGGCCAUGUUCUGGGGUAAGGACGGGAUUUUGCGAUUGGUCAACACCGCAUUUGUCACUAUAUGUGUCAUCCUGUGCUGGGUGGUUCCUUGUAUUCGGUACACCGUGAAUGGAAUGGCUUCGAUCAUUAUGCCAGAGGACCGCUUGAUGACUCUUUGGGAAAUCAGUCUUACAAACAAAUUUUUUCUUUGUAUCUGCAUUUUUGUCGUUUUGAUCGCUCCAAUUCUUUAUGCCUUCAUGUACCCCCGGUGGUAUAUGCUGGCUUCAUGGUCUGCGGCUGAUGCAUUUCUACUGGCAUGUGUCGCUGGACUAGUUCAAAUGGAACAGUUUUUACGAUACCUCCUUGGAAAUGAAAUGAAAGGUAUUUAUGGCGCAAGUGCAACGUUGCUUUGGCCGCUCAUUCCACUGCUGAUCGCUGCCGUCUGGCAGUGGAUGCAGGCUGCCGAUAACACUUUUAAAGUGAUAUGGCACGUGAAAGGGUGGCUGGCAGCACGUAAGGUUGCUCAGCCUCCUCAGCCUUCUCAGCCUCUUUAA